CGGCUUACGCCUCCUAUUGUCAGCAUUGCAAUCAUGGCGGCCGAGGGCGAAAAGAAGUUGUCGUUGAAAAAAGAUGAAAUGAAACGUCAAGCCCAAGAACAGGGCGUUGUAGACGGCUUUAACCAACUGAGGCAAGAGCAACGUGCCCUGACAGCAAAACUUAUCGAACUGGAAAUGGAACUUAACGAGCACAACUUGGUUGCUGAAGCACUUCAAAAAGUUGAUGGUGACCGACGCUGUUACCGAAUGGUUGGAGGUGUGCUUGUUGAAAGAACAGUCAAGGAUAUUCUUCCUGCUGUGGAACGAAACAAGGAAAACAUUUCGAAAUCAGUGGAGUUGUUAAAUGAGAAGAUUGUACAGAAAGGCCAAGAGGUGAACGAGUACCGUGAAAAGCACAACAUCCAAAUUAGGGUCUCUUCCAAUGCAGCCUCCAAGUCUCAGCCUACUGCAGGGAGCAGUGGUGGGGGCGAGAAGCCAGCAUCACAGCCUACAACAGGAGUGUUAGUCUGACAGAGUCAGCUGUUUGUUUGUUUUUCUUUUACCUUUUUAGUUAUCAUUUUACUGCAGCUUCAUGCUUCCACUUUUACUACCAUAGCUGCUUCACAUGAAUGAAAUGUGGUGUGUAAUUUUACGGAUGAGGCUUAAGCCUCAGUAAGAUGUUGCAUGCCAAGAUAUUUGAGUUUUUUUGUCCCUUGGUGUUCCUUUAUUUUUUUUUUUGGUAAAUAAAAUAUUUAUAUGAAUGGA
This is a messenger RNA of Dermacentor silvarum, 744 nucleotides long. It is a transcript of the gene Pfdn2, whose product is annotated as prefoldin subunit 2. Gene Ontology annotation, cellular component: cytoplasm; prefoldin complex. The coding region runs from base 34 to 510 and encodes 158 amino acids. The record is from RefSeq and is a predicted model, not a curated record. The transcript is spliced from 3 exons. NCBI's taxonomy places the organism in Eukaryota, Metazoa, Arthropoda, Arachnida, Ixodida, Ixodidae. Gene Ontology annotation, biological process: protein folding. Gene Ontology annotation, molecular function: protein folding chaperone.